UGACGUAAUAGGGCGGCUCCUGGACGAUGCGUGAGGAGACUCCGGGGUAGCUCCCGAUGUGGCUCCGCCUGUUGAGAGCCGCCGGGACCGGGUUCCGCCCCUUAUCGGUUGGAAGAUCCCCGCCCGUUAUCCGGUACCGGCGAGCGCAGCUGACGGGUGCGGAGGCGCCGAGCCAAUGCCGGGCGGCCACCAUGACCUCCGACCAAUCCUUGCAAGAGUUCAGCGCGUACUUUGAGCAGAUUGUGACGGAUCUGACCGCCGAGCGGCAGCAUCCCGAGGUGGGAGAUGCGGUUUCCCGAUUGAAAGAGGUUCUGGAGUAUAACACCCCUGGUGGGAAAUGCAAUCGGGGAAUGGCUGUGCUGGCCUCCUACAGAGAGCUGGUCGGACCUGAGCUGCAGAAGGACGGCAACCUGCAGAGGGCGCUGGCUGUGGGCUGGUGCGUGGAGCUCCUCCAAGCCUUCUUCUUGGUGGCCGAUGAUAUAAUGGACAACUCUGUGACCCGCCGAGGGCAGCCCUGCUGGUACAAGAAGGAGGGCAUCGCGCUGGAUGCCGUUAACGACGCCUUUCUGCUCGAGUCGUGCAUUUAUCGCCUGCUGAAGACAUAUUGCCGCGGGCAGCCCUACUACCUCAGUCUCCUGGAGCUCUUUUUGGAGGUCUCCUACCAGACGGAGCUGGGCCAGGCUCUGGAUUUAAUCACGGCUCAACCAGGGAAAGUGGAUUUAAACAGAUAUACGGAGACGAGGUACAAAUCCAUUGUGAAAUUUAAGACGGCGUUUUAUUCCUUCUAUCUGCCCGUAGCUGCCGCCAUGUACAUGGCUGGAAUAGACGGUGAGGAGGAGCACAAGAGUGCGAAAACCAUCCUGCUGGAAAUGGGGGAGUUCUUUCAGAUUCAGGACGAUUAUCUGGACUGUUUUGGAGACCCCAGCGUGACGGGGAAGAUCGGGACCGACAUCCAGGACAACAAGUGUGGUUGGCUGGUGGUAGAGGCGUUACGAAGAGUGACCCCCGAGCAGAGGAAAAUCCUAGAGGAGAACUACGGGCAGCAUGACAUGGAGAAGGUGCAGAAGGUGAAGCAGCUCUACGAGGACCUGGAUCUGCCUUCAGUCUACAGACGGUACGAAGAAGACAGUUACCAGCACCUGCAGCUCCUCAUCUCCCAGCAUGCAAACGGACUCUCCAAGGAAAUCUUCAACGGCCUGGCACGCAAGAUCUACAAACGGCAGAAGUGAGAUGCCCGCCGUGGCACGCGGUCCACGCAUCGCCACGGGACUGGCCUUUUUAUUGUCAGAGACCUGAGCCUCCAGAGGAGAGGCUGGAAGGGUAACGACUGCCCCUCAUGCAGGAGGCAGGAUCGACUCGGCCGCGUCUUAUUAAACGAACAAAAGCAGGGGCCGUUAGCUGGGCAGAAAGCUGUUAUCGGGGGUACCGCGUCCGGCCGCGCGGCUCCGCUCCCAUCGGCGUGCCGCUGCAGAGCUUUCUAUGAGAGCGUUACGGGUCGGCUUCGAGCGCACACCCAAGUGUUAAUCCACGGUGCGUUGUGUGUUUCUGUUAAACAUGCCAGUAAACAUACUUGGGAAUUA
Molecule: messenger RNA, 1580 nt
Organism: Spea bombifrons (plains spadefoot toad)
Lineage: Eukaryota; Metazoa; Chordata; Amphibia; Anura; Pelobatidae
Gene: FDPS
Product: farnesyl diphosphate synthase
Exons: 10
Coding region: 57-1229 (390 amino acids)
Biological process (GO): trans, trans-farnesyl diphosphate biosynthetic process
Cellular component (GO): cytoplasm
Molecular function (GO): dimethylallyltranstransferase activity; (2E,6E)-farnesyl diphosphate synthase activity
Source: RefSeq, a predicted model, not a curated record